Acanthoscelides obtectus is the source of this 885-nucleotide messenger RNA. The record is from the annotation of a GenBank genome assembly. Lineage: Eukaryota; Metazoa; Arthropoda; Insecta; Coleoptera; Chrysomelidae.
AUGGAACAUGACCUAGGAAAAGUGCCACGAACAACUGAAGGUCGUCAUAUCCAAAAACAAGCUAAAUGGUCUGAUGAGGAUGAGGUGCCUCUUGCAAAACUUAAAAACAAGUUAAAUGAGACCAAAUAUCACCAACCGUCAACAUCUAGACAAGCAGCUGAAAGGACGCCCAGCAAGUUUUCUAACGAAGCCCGUUCAUCUUCCUCGAAAAAUAUUGGAGAUGGGAAGAAACAUUUUUAUUCACUGGUCUCUUCGUCGGAUUCUUCUGAAGACAAAGCUGAUGAAAUUGAAGACGAAGAAACAGAUGAUAAUGAGGUAUCUGAUGGUGAAUCAACAUUGACAGAUAACGACGUUGUGAAGGAGACUCAGGAGGUUAUACAUAAUAGACCGAAAAGAAAAUUGACGGAUGUAACACCAAUUAGAAAACAGCAAAGAAAAAGUGAAGAUUCUGAUAAAUUAGAUAGAGCUUUUCAGAUACUGUCAAAAGCAUCAGCAAACGCCAAUAACCCAGAAGGACACAACGAAUGUCAGAUAUUUGGAAAUCUUGUGGCUAAAAAAUUGGCUAAAUAUUCGCCUGAAUUGCAGACUAAUACACAACAAGCGAUUAUGAAUAUUUUAUUUAAGGCAGACAGCAUCCAUAUUCGCCAAAAUUCAAGCAAUUUCCAAUCCCCACCACAACGUACUGACACUAUUCACUCAUUUUUUUCGAAUUAUCAGGCUAACCAAGAAUCCUGUUUUAAUCAAGAGCCAUCACAGUUGUCAUCUCCAACAUAUAGUUAUGGUAAUUCAAAUCCCUCUACCUCGAGUGACAAUAAUACUCCUCUCCCUCCUUCUUUGCCACACGAGUUAUUGGAUAUGUCCCACAUUGAACUACAGAGCUUGUAG